This is a messenger RNA of Oppia nitens, 3556 nucleotides long. Its product is annotated as adhesion G-protein coupled receptor G4-like. Gene Ontology annotation, molecular function: calcium ion binding; G protein-coupled receptor activity. The annotation marks the transcript as partial. The record is from RefSeq and is a predicted model, not a curated record. NCBI's taxonomy places the organism in Eukaryota, Metazoa, Arthropoda, Arachnida, Sarcoptiformes, Oppiidae. Gene Ontology annotation, cellular component: membrane. The transcript is spliced from 15 exons. Gene Ontology annotation, biological process: cell surface receptor signaling pathway; homophilic cell-cell adhesion; G protein-coupled receptor signaling pathway.
UUACAAUCAUUUAUACGUCAAUCGCAAUCACUAACUAAUGAUAAUUUAAUUCAAAUCAAACCACUGCCGUAUGAGCCGCGCAUAUAUGUCGGCGCAGAGUCGGGCGUCAAAGUGGUCACCAUUGAGGCCACUAUCGGCUACAAUGAUAAUGAUGAUGACUACCGACACUUGCAUACAAUUACCGAUAAUAAUAAUAAUAAUAAUAAUAAUAAUAAUAUUGAAUAUCAAGUAUUACCUACUGAUGAUUAUCAGUAUUUUAAAAUCGAUAAAAUUAGCGGACAAUUGGCCACUAAUCGGCCAAUUGAUAAACAAGUGGAUCAAACAUAUUAUAUAACCGUAAAGGCGGUCAUUAUCGGGGACAGUGGUGUUGAGGCCAAACAAAACAUAUGGAUAAUAGUUAGCAGUUAUAAUAGAUUUAAUCCGAUAUUUUCAUCAAACGACUAUAUGAAUUGUAUACACAAUCUGUCACCAAUUGGUACCAAAUUGUUGGAAGUGAUGGCUACCGAUGCCGAUAUCGAGACCUAUAAUUCACGUAUUUUGUAUACAAUUAAACCAUCACAACAGCAACAGCUAGUGAUGCCGUUUUUCAUUGAUCCGGAUACCGGUGUUAUCAUAACAAAUGAUACCUUGUUUGAUAGGCAUGUGUUUAGCUAUGAGUUUGAUAUAGUGGCCACCGAUACGGGUUCACCGCAAGGAUCGGAUACUACCAGAGCUCGGAUUACAUUUUACAAUCGUAUAGCAGCGCCAACCAUUUUGUCGAUUGAUUUCCGAAAUUUUCAGACAAGAAUCUGCUGGCAAUUGACUGAUUUGCAGCAAAUCGAUGGCUAUAUUAUAGCUUAUAAAUCGGUAGUCAAAGAUCUGGUCAGCGGUAGUGGUGGUCAUCAUCAUCAGCAGCCGAUGCCGUCAUCAUCACCACUGUCCACAUCCACUGUCAAUGUUACGGCCAAUCAGUCAACAACAAAGUCGGCCAAACAAUGCUAUAAUUUUUCAAUAGCCCAAAUCCAGCCAACAAUCAACUAUGCCUUUACCGUUAGUGCAUGGGUUGGCCAAGAGGUUGGUCCACGUAGUGAUGUACACUAUUUUAAGCCAAAAUACAGUCAACCGCAAGGUAUCGCCAAUUGCACCUGUAGUCACCAGAGCGGAUCCGGACCGUGUGUAUGCUCUCACGGUAUACUCGGUGUCUAUUUGGAUGAUAACUGUCCGCUCAAUUGUCAAAACGGCGGCACCUGUAUUAUCCGUACGGAUGGCCGGCCCUGGUGUCUGUGUAGGCACGCCUACUAUGGAAAACUAUGCGGCUAUACAAAGGUAUGUCCAUCGACUAGUACACCAACAGUCCGAAAGGGUAUAUUUGAAUGGCCAGAAACCAGAGCCAAUCAAACCCGUCGGAUACGGUGUCCGUACGAUCACUUAUGGGACAGUCGACUGAGACUGGCCAACACAAAUCGUAUGGCCAGUCGACCGUGUAUUCUACAUCAUAACGGGACUACCGAAUGGGGUACAGUUGACGAUCACGACUGUCCACAACAACAACAGAUGAUACCGACACCUAAUGCCCAAUUGAUGACCACUUCAUAUUCAAUAAUUGAUUUACAAGAUAUAGAUAAAGUCAGAUCAUUGAUCAACAAUCAAAAUAAUAAUAAUAAUACCGGUUAUAAUUAUAAUAAUAAUAAUAAUUUCAAUGAGCAAGAUCGUCUAAUUGAAAUGGUUGAUAAUUUUAAUAAUAAUACCAUCAAUUAUGACAUACUUAAUAUAGCGACUAAUAUAAUGGACACAAUACCCGUGGAUCAGGACUACGAGUUUCAUCGAAACUAUAAAAACAUUGCAAUUAAGACAACGGUCGUAUCUGUUAGAUCGAUAGCUACCGAUACCGCUAAUGAUAACUUAGGUGAUAAUCAAUUACCCGAUACUACAGGGGGUAUCAAACCGAUAGUAUUUGAACCAAAAUUUCUGGACAAUAAUCAAUUCAACAACAAUCAUAUUAAAUCAUCGAUACGGGUGCCGAUUGAAGCCCUACAUCAGGCAUCCAAACAGAUGAUGCAAUCGGGUGGUGGCGGCGGCGGUGAUAUUCGGGUCAAUUUUGUGGCCCUAAAAAGUCGUGACCUGUUUAUCAAUGACACCACUACCAGUCCAUCCGAUAGGACAACAAUAUCAAUGCCGGUAAUCGAGGCCAACGUAGUCAACGCUACGAUCAGCCAAUUGCAGACACCGGUCACUAUAGUCAUCGAGUGUCCACAUUGUCGACCAGUAGACUAUCAGAAAGCCCAGUGUGUCUAUUGGGAUCAGUUGGCCAGAAAUUGGUCCUCACGCGGGAUGACUACGGAAAUUAGUCACCAAAACAAGUCUAUUAUCUGUUUAUCAACACAUUUGACCGCAUUUUCCGUAUUAUUUGAUUUGACACCCGAUGAUAAUGAUAUGGAUGACCCCCAACAGCAACAACAUGCCCUACUAUUGUCGAUAAUUACAAUAGUCGGGUGCUAUCUAUCUAUUUGUGGACUAGUUUUAACAUUAUUAACAUAUCUAUUAUUUAGAUGUCUAAAUCGUGACAAUUCUGGCAAAAUUCUGGUCAAUCUAUGUCUAUCUCUACUACUAUUGAACGUAUCGUUUUUGAUGUCAUCCCAGGAUUAUGUAAUCCAAUCACAGAAAUGGUGUCUAUUGAUGGCAUUCAGCAUACAUUUACUGGUAUUGACAUCCCUGGCCUGGAUGUGUGUCGAAGCCAUACAUAUCUAUCAGCUACUCAUCUAUGUGUUUGCAACUGCGGAAAAACAUUUUAUGCUUAAACGGACAGCCAUUGCAUGGGGAGUACCAUUACUAUGGGUUAUGAUUACGGCAUUUAUCCGAACCAAUGCCUAUAGUAAUCGCAUAGAUUUUUGUAUGAUAUCACCGAAACACAGUAGUGAUGUCUACUAUAUAGCCUACUUGAUGCCGGUGUCCAUAUUGAUUAUCAUCAAUACCUCGGUAUUUGUAUUGGCCAUUCGGGUAUUGUUUGCACCGAGAAUGGCCACUACGGCUACGGCCGUCAAAUCAGGACAAUCAUCAUCGUCAUCAACGAUAACCAUGUCACAGGUAUGGGGAGCUAUGACACUGAUGGCCCUGUUAGGUGUCUCAUGGAUAUUCGGUGCACUGGCUAUCGGUCCAUUCAAACUGUAUUUCCAGUACAUAUUCUGUAUAACCAAUUCAUUGCAAGGUUUCCUAAUAUUCGUGUUUCGGGUUAUCCGAUACCCGGAAGCCCGCAAUGCUUGGCUACAGUUGUUCACAUCGGGAACCUUCAAAAAGUAUAGAGGUCAGAGACAGCGUAUCUAUGGAUCAAAUGCAACCAAUAGACUGAGCGCUAGCGAUAGAAAACCAAUGGAAACGGACAGUUCAUAUUCAACGACAUACCAUUCCUCAGCAGCGGCUGAUCAGUCAAAGACAACAACAGCGACAGCUAUAACCAAACCCUUUCUAAGUAAUAGUAGUAUUGAGGGCUCGGAUGUCAAACAUUUUACUACUUAUGACUCUAUACGAGGCAUUUCUGAUUAAAUUUUUUGUUUCAUUUCAUUAUUAUUAUUAUUAUUAU